UUGCCGGAGAGGUGAAUGUAUUUUGUCUUGGUUUGGCAGAGCGUGGUAGGAGGCGGAGACGACAAGGGGCUGGAAAUAAAGGGGAAAACUUCGGUUUUGUUAUCCGUGGAAUCCACUCUCGACGAGCGAGCUGGUCUGUGCUCUUGAAAGGAAGGGUCUCCAUCCAUCCGGAAAAAAAGCAGAGUAAGCAGACGGAUUGAAGUAGUAGCCGCCCGUAGAAUCAAUUGGAGUAAGAGAAUGGAGGAUGGAAAACAUGGAGAGGGAGUGAUGGUGGUGGAAGUGGCAAAGGGAUUGAUGCCUCCUCAGAACGUCAACCCGAUUACUCAGCUGCAGGCGCGGUUCAAGGACAUGGAGAACGGCUUUAGGACUUGGCUGGCUAAGCAGUCCAUGCCGGUGGAGGCUGCUGUCGUAACCGCCACUAGCGCUGUGCAGGGCGCCGCCAUCGGUGCCUUCAUGGGCACACUCACCAGCGACGUCUCUUCCACAUUCUCUACUCCUCCUCGUCCAUCCUCUCAAGCCUCUCUUAAUCCUCAAGCCAUGGCUUCUCUCAAACAAGCGCAGGCUCUUGCUGGGGGUCCCUUGGUACAAGCCCGCAACUUUGCUGUCAUGACAGGUGUCAAUGCUGGUAUAUCAUGUGUCUUGAAAAGAAUAAGAGGCAAGGAGGAUGUUCCCUCUAGCAUGCUAGCAGCUUUUGGCUCCGGAGCCAUGUUUUCCUUGGUGAGUGGCAUGGGGGGCCCAAAUCAGGCAGCCAAUGUGAUCACAUCUGGACUUUUUUUUGCAGUUGUUCAAGGUGGAAUUUUCCAGCUAGGACAAAAGUUCUCACAAGCACCAGCUGAAGAUGUUUAUUAUGCCAGAACAAGAUGCAUGUUGACAAGACUUGGCCUCCAGAGUUAUGAGAAAAAUUUCAAGAGGGGGUUGCUAACUGACAGCACAUUGCCUUUACUUACUGAUAGUGCUCUAAAAGAUGUGAAAAUUCCUCCCGGACCAAGGCUUCUCAUUCUCGAUCAUAUCCAAAGGGAUCCGGAGCUAAGAGAGGCUCGGGGUGGCUGUAUUUGAACAAGUUUUUCCAAGCUGUCUUUCUCUAAAGAAGAAACCACUUUAUUUUAGUAUGACAACCAGCAAAUGCUAUGCCGGUAGUGUCUCAAUUACAAAUUGAAUUACAAUUGGGAUGUACAUCUUGCUGUUUGUUAGCCAGGGAAAACAAAGUAUGAAUGCUGUAUUCUUAAUAAUGUCUUUAUUUUAGCAUUCUUAUUGGUUGAUUAUUUCAAUGUUUCUUUUUGCUGCAA
Malania oleifera is the source of this 1286-nucleotide messenger RNA. RefSeq names its product chloroplastic import inner membrane translocase subunit HP30-2-like. Gene Ontology annotation, molecular function: transmembrane protein transporter activity; protein binding. Lineage: Eukaryota; Viridiplantae; Streptophyta; Magnoliopsida; Santalales; Ximeniaceae. The transcript is spliced from 6 exons. Gene Ontology annotation, biological process: protein insertion into mitochondrial inner membrane; protein targeting to chloroplast. The record is from RefSeq and is a predicted model, not a curated record. Gene Ontology annotation, cellular component: TIM22 mitochondrial import inner membrane insertion complex; chloroplast inner membrane. Bases 238 to 1056 code for a protein of 272 amino acids.